This is a messenger RNA of Thrips palmi, 4537 nucleotides long. Its product is annotated as NPC intracellular cholesterol transporter 1 homolog 1b-like. NCBI's taxonomy places the organism in Eukaryota, Metazoa, Arthropoda, Insecta, Thysanoptera, Thripidae. Gene Ontology annotation, cellular component: membrane. The transcript has 23 exons. Gene Ontology annotation, molecular function: lipid carrier activity. The record is from RefSeq and is a predicted model, not a curated record. Bases 83 to 4000 code for a protein of 1305 amino acids.
GGAGCGGAUCCGGGGCAACGCUCCGCGUCGCUCGUCCUAGACGGUGGUCUGCAGCGUGCGGUGGCGGAGCCCUGCAGCGGCCAUGGGGCUCUCGACGAUCAUCCUCGGCGCUGGCGUCGUUAUGUGCAUGCUGAAGAAUGCCGCGCCUGUUGUUAUGAAUGGAGCGACUCCCGUCGCAGGGAAAUGCGUCAUGUACGGGGAGUGCAACGUCGACGAGAAAGGCAUGAAGCAAAACUGCGCUUACUCCGGUCCGCCAAAAAACAUGACCGACGUCAGCGGGAGGGAACGACUACGAGCGGACUGUCCAAACUUGUUCGACGAAAAUGGUGACGCCUUCGUGUGCUGCAGCGAGGCCCAGAUCGAGACCUUGCACGACAACCUCCUCAAGGCGGCGGGGAUCUACAGCCGCUGCCCCUCCUGCUUCCGCAACUUCUUCAACAUGUUCUGCGAGGUGACAUGCUCGCCGACGCAGGCAGAAUUCAUGGAGGCCGUGGAGACGAAAACGAAUGCCGCGGGGACCAAGUACGUGACGGAACUGAAUGUCUACACGACCCAGGACAGCAUGGACGGCUUGUUCGACUCUUGCAAAGGCGUUGUCAUGCCCCAGAACGGCAAGUACGCCACCGACAUCGCAUGCGGUGCGUACGACGCCUCCACCUGCACCACCGAAAGAUGGUUCAAAUAUAUGGGAGAAGACAAUCCGUUUUCUCCCUUCCCAAUUAAGUUCGUGACGUCGAGAGGCAUUUUCAACGACAUGUCCAACAAGGUUAUGAAUAUCGUCCGCUGCAACGAGAGUGCUGAUGCGUCUUCCGAUCCGUGUUCCUGCGUGGACUGCCCCAUGAGCUGCCCGAGCGACGACGGCUCCCUGUUCAAGCCCAGCAAGUCCGUGUUCAUCAAGGUCCUCGGCGUGGACGUGUUCGUCCUCGCCGCCGUGCUGGCCUACGUCGUGGUCCUCGUUGCGACGGCCGCGCUCGUGCGCUGCCAAGUCCUUCGCAGGCGAAAGCGACAAGAGCUGGCCGCAGACCGGGCGUCGAUAUCUGCGGCUCCCGAAAACUUCUCCCCGACCAGCGGAAAAGGAACCUCGAAGCCAAGCCGACUCGAGGAGUGGGGCUACAAGUGGGAGAACGUGCUGGAGGAUGGCUUCAGACGUCUUGGUUUCGUGUGCGCGUCCAACCCGCUCAUGGUGUUCUUCCUGGCGUCGUGGCUGCUGGCCGUGCUCAUUUACAACGUGGGCAGCGUGCAGGUGGUUUCCAACCCGGUGCAGCUGUGGGCGUCGCCAACGUCCCAGAGCAGGAGAGAGAAGGACUACUUCGAUACACACUUCGGGCCGUUUUACCGCGCAGAGCAAAUUUUCAUCAAGGCGGUGAACCUGCCCGAGAUCAGCCACGAGAUGCCUCAGGGGACAGUGAACUUUGGCCCAGUGUUCGAUAAGGAUUUUCUUCUUCAAGUGCGGGAGCUCCAGAUGGCGAUCCAAGACCUUGGCAGGGAGGAGGGCAUGCCUCUGGAAAGCGUCUGCUUCGCCCCGCUGCAGAACGACUUCACCGGCCCCGUCACUAUCGACAAGUGCACCAUCAUGACGAUCUGGGGCUACUUCCAGAAUUCCGUCGAGAAGUUCAACAAAGAGGGGGAGAAGAACGGGUUGAAAACCAACUACCUAAACGUAAUUUACGACUGCCUUCAGAACUCAUACGAUCCGUCGUGCCUCGCACCGUUUGGAGGCGCCGCGGAAAACCUCCUGGUCGUUGGUGGCUUCUUGGAUGAUGCCAACAAGACCAUGGUGCAGGCCAACGCGCUCGUGCUCAACUUCAUCGUCACCAACCACGUGAACCCGGAGGACAACAAAGUCGCGAUGGAAUGGGAGCAGAAACUUAUUAACUUUCUCAUGGACUGGGAAAAGACGAAGAAACCAGAAAACAUGGACAUAGCCUUCAUGAUGGAGCGGUCCAUCGAAGACGAGAUCCAGAGGGUGUCCAAGACCUCGCUCGGCAUCAUCAUGGCUUCCUACGGAUGCAUGUUCCUCUAUGUGGCUCUGUCUCUGGGACGCGUCACUUCGUGGGCCAGGGUCUUGGUUGACAGCAAGAUCAUCGUAGCUGUCUGCGGCGUGGCGACCGUAGCGUUGUCGGUCCUGGCGGCCAUAGGCUGGUUCGCCUACCUCCAGAUUCCCGCCAUUCUCUUGACCUUGGAGGCCGUGCCGUUUCUCGUGCUCGCCGUGGGCGUGGACAACCUGUUCAUCGUGGUGGGCUGGCACGAGCGCCUGCUGGACCUGGACAACAACCCCAAAGCCAGGCCCAGCGCCGCCAGGGUGGCUGCCACCCUCGGCCACGCGGGCCCGUCCAUGCUGCUGUCCACGCUGGCGGAGGAGGCCUGCUUCCUGGUCGGGUCCCUGUCGGACAUGCCGGCCGUCAGGUCGUUCGCACUUUUGUCCGCCGUGGCGCUGGUCAUCAACUUCCUGCUGCAGGUGACGGUGCUGGUGGCCGUGCUGGCGCUGCACGAGCGCCGCCUGCUGUCGCGCCGCUUGGACGGGCUGUGCUGCCUGGCCGCCACGGCGCCGCCGCCCGGCCACAGCGGCCGCUUCGUGGAGCGCCUGUUCAGGCGCGUGCUGGCGCCCUUCCUGAUGAGGCGCAGCGUGCGCGUCGCCGUGCCGCUCGCCUUCGCCGGCAUGCUGCUCGCCACCCUGCCCUGCCUGCCGCGGGAGAAGAUCGGCCUCGACCAGUCGCUCUCCAUGACCAGGGACUCGUACGUCUUCAAGUAUUUCGAGUUCAUGAAGGAUGUGCUCUCAAUCGGGCCACCGGUGUACUUCGUCGUGACGGAGGGCCUCAACUACACGAAGCCCGAGCACCAGAAUCUCAUUUGCGGAGGCAUUGGCUGCCGAUCGGACUCCUUGUUGACGGCGAUCACGGCCGCGUCGAAGACGCCCGAAUGGUCCCACAUUGCCCGGCCGGCCUCGUCUUGGAUAGAUGAUCUCUUCGACUGGACGACCCUGGAAACGUGCUGCAAAGUGUUCGCGAACAAUGGCUCUUUCUGCCCACAUGACCGCCAGAGCCCCGAGUGCAACACUUGCGCGGUGUCCCUGGAGGGUUCGAGCAAGAGGCCGUCUGGGCCGGACAUCCGGAAAUUCCUCCCUGGAUUCCUGAUGGACAUUCCGGACGCAGACUGCGCCAAAGCAGGCGUCGCGUCCUAUUCCACGGGCCUGAACUACGUCUUGGACGAAUCGGGCCUGGCGGACAUCGGCGACUCGUACUUCAUGGGCUACCACACGCCGGUGCGGACGUCGCCGGACUUCUACGAGGCCAUUCGGGCGGGGCGGAAAAUCGCAGAACAGAUAGAAAAGAAGAUAAACUCAGAACUGCAACUGGAGAAACACGUCAGCGUAUUCCCCUAUAGCGUGUUCUACGUGUACUACGAGCAGUACCUCAGCAUAGUGUGGGUCAUGGCGGGGUCCAUGCUGCAGUCGCUGUGCCUGCUGUUCCUCAUCAUGACCCUCCUCAACGGCUUCGACUUGGUGGCCUCGUCCAUCGUCAGCGCCAUCGUCAUCGUGAUGCAGCUCGAGAUGGUGGCCGUCAUGUACUUGUGGGGCAUCGACCUCAACGCCCUGUCCGCCGUCAACCUGGUCGUGGCAAUGGGGAUCGCCGUCGAGUUCAACUCGCACGUCAUGCACGCCUUCCAGAAGUCCACCGCGCCCACGCGCAUCGCCCGGGCGCAGGAAGCCCUCGUUGACAUGGGCGCCUCGGUCUUUUCCGGCAUUUUCCUCACCAAGUUCUCUGGCAUCGUUAUCCUGGCCUUCGCUCCGGUGCAAAUCAUGGAAGUCUUUUACUUCAGAAUGUACCUCACGAUGGUCAUCCUCGGCGCCCUGCACGGACUCAUUCUCCUGCCAGUCGUUUUAAGCUUCGUUGGUCCGAAAGUGAACCCAGCUCGACUACAAGACAUCGCAAACUGGCAGCGGCAAGACGCACUUCUAAAUGGCGGCCCUGACACUGCUUCAAAUUACACGAGGCAGUAAUGUCUUCAGAGGCGCACAAUAUAGGUCGACUGAUUGUAGUACAUUUUCUCACGAAAGCCGGCGAAGCAGCAUCUGCACCAAAACUCCGAAGAAAACAGGGAUCCUUAACUUAGCAUUUAGCUAACACUGCUUUCAUAACGCAACAUUUAAAAAAAAUGUUCGCUAAAGGUUAAGGAAGGGUACGGACUGUUGCAAGUACUCCCUAGAAUAUCGCCACACGAACUCGAGAAACAAGAAAAAUAAAGUCAGAAGUUACGUGUUAUAACUUUGGCUUGUACGAUAACGUCACGAUGCCGUUUUGAGGUAAGUUAAGGAUCCCUGCAAGAAAAUGAAAGGUAUUUGCUUCGUAGUGCGAAGGAUUUGACUACAUGACUCGAGGCUUUUUUUUCGUACAUUUUACGAAGCCUUCGUUUUCAUCGUAUUACGAAACCUUCCUUUGAGUUAAGGGGGGACAUCACUCCAAAAUGAUCAAAAAUUGCAACUUUUUUUUAUUAGUUUAUAUUAUAGACCAUUCCUUUCUGCGUCGAAUGGUGAAAA